Messenger RNA from Lachnellula hyalina, 1527 nucleotides. It is a transcript of the gene ulp1, whose product is annotated as Ubiquitin-like-specific protease. Gene Ontology annotation, cellular component: nucleus. NCBI's taxonomy places the organism in Eukaryota, Fungi, Ascomycota, Leotiomycetes, Helotiales, Lachnaceae. Gene Ontology annotation, molecular function: deSUMOylase activity. The transcript has 2 exons. Gene Ontology annotation, biological process: protein desumoylation. Bases 1 to 1527 code for a protein of 508 amino acids. The record is from RefSeq and is a predicted model, not a curated record.
AUGGCCCAGGCCGUCACCGGCGUUAUGAGGUGGUGCUCCGAGUUUUAUCCUAUAACUACAUAUACCGAUAUGACACAAACAUCGGAAGACGUAGUAGUUGUCGCGAAUACCCUCACACAAGCGGCAAGGCCAAGACCCGAUGGAUCGACUGCCCUUAAACGUUCAAAACACAGGCAUCGACGAGAGGAGAGGGGACCGCGGUCCAAGUCGACUGAUGCUAUACUUAGAAAUAAUGGAUGUGGGACCCUGGAUAUUUCCGGGUGCAACAGCGAGGGUGAGGCUACCCAAAGAAUCAAUGACUUUUGGGAGCCCCCCGAUUUUGGCGCUUCUGGAGAUCACAACACGACCAGCUCACGGAGCGCUCGCAAAUCAGCAAAGAAGCGCGACGGCGAUCGCAAGCCUACAUAUCAAAGGCAAGAUAACGCCACGGACUCGCUCUUGACUCCAGAGCGAUCAUCAUCGCCUCAGUCUGAACAAUCUGCAGUCGCUGUUCGGAAACCGACAGUUUAUCGAAUGCCAACGACACCUGAUUCUUUACCAAGGGACGAUUCUCUCACGCCAAAUGACAUGAACGAGUCAGCGGAAUUGACAGAGCGCCUGAGCAGGUUGCUUGACUUAGAUGGAGAUCAAAAAGAGGGCAACUUGUUGGUUCCUUCAGGGCUUGUGCGCGAGAAGCGGCUGAACAUGGCUAAGGAGCGAAAGGUCAGGGAAAGGAAAGAAGUGCUCCGUGCUGCUAGAGAGCUUCGUUUACAUCGUCGCCAGCCAAGAAAAGCCUUGGUACAACCUCUGGAGUUUGAGUGGGACGACGUGGUCAAUCAAACCAUAUUUUCAACUGACCCGCAACGCAUUAUUACAACAUCCAUUGGUGGGACUGAGUUGAGACUGAAGGAUUUCGCAACAUUACUGGGCAAGCGUGCCUGGCUGAAUGAUGAGAUCAUAAACACGUAUAUUGAAUGGGUGGUAGAUGCGGCAAAUAGGGCAGCCAUUGCCCAGGCGAAGGAGUUCGAGGAGCCUACAAGCACGGUUCCGAAAUUCAUCGCACACAACAGCUUUUUUUAUGAAAACCUCAUCAAGAAAGGGCCCAGCAGCACUCAGGGUCUCAUGAGACGAAAGAAAGCCCCGGGCACGUCCUUGCUGGAGGUUGACUCCGUUUUCGUUCCAAUAUGCAAGGGUUCUCAUUGGACGGUCGGAGUUGUACGCCCAAUUGCGAAGACGAUUGAGUAUCUUGACAGUAUGGGCGGAAGUCCACACUCGUUCAUCAAGCUCAUGCGAGAGUGGCUCAAAUUUCAGCUUGGGGAGAAAUAUGUUGAAGCUGAGUGGAACACGCCAAGGACGGCAUGCGCACACCAGAGCAACGGUUAUGACUGUGGGGUUUUUGUCUGUACGAAUGCGUUCUGUGUUGCUCUCGGCUUAGACACGUCAUGUUACGAUGAGUGUGACAUGCUACAACAGCGCAGAAUUAUUGCCGCGGUGUUGAUCAACAGGGGGUUUCUUGGGGACUUUGAAUGGAAUGGCAAAGGCUUAUAA